Molecule: messenger RNA, 3663 nt
Organism: Paramisgurnus dabryanus
Lineage: Eukaryota; Metazoa; Chordata; Actinopteri; Cypriniformes; Cobitidae
Gene: zfp36l1a
Product: zinc finger protein 36, C3H type-like 1a
Molecular function (GO): mRNA binding; metal ion binding
Source: RefSeq, a predicted model, not a curated record
UGCGGAGCAGGACAGAGGGGGUUCUCUAUUAGGGCAACUAAAGUUUACACAACUUGUGACAAUUUAAGACAUCCGAUUCCUCUCGCUAAGUUUGACUUAUACUCGAUCGGAAGAUGACCACAGCCGUGGUAUCGCCUUUCUUCGACUUUAGCGAAGUGAUCAUCAACAACAAGAACAAAAUGCUGAACUAUAAUAAUAACAUCCUCAGUACUCCACACCCUGUCUCUGUCCCUUGCACGGGGGCAAAUCUGCCCAUCUCCAACCCCACUGGGAGCCUGCUGGACAGGAAGGCAGUAGGGACACCCUCCACAGGUGGGGUUUAUCAGCGCCGGCACUCUAUCACUUCGGCCAGCACCAAACUCAACCAAAACCAGUUCUUGAACUUUGCUAAAGCAGAUCAGUCCCUGCUCGGUUUAGGGACGGGAAGCACCGGCAGCAGCAACAAAGAGAACCGACUUCGAGACCGCUCUUUCUCCGAGACGGGGGAUCGCCUGCUGCAGAAGUGUUCGGGCCCUGGAGGCCCCAACAGUCAGGUCAACUCGAGUCGCUACAAGACCGAGUUGUGCAGGCCUUUCGAGGAGAACGGUGCGUGCAAGUACGGUGACAAGUGCCAGUUUGCCCAUGGCAUUCACGAGUUGCGAAGCCUGAGCCGCCAUCCCAAGUACAAGACGGAGCUUUGCCGCACAUUCCACACCAUCGGCUUCUGCCCCUAUGGGCCGCGGUGCCACUUCAUUCACAAUGCGGAGGAGCGCCGUGGACCACCGCCUACCCCGUCCCCCCUUUCCACCUCCAAUAAGAUGGAAAGGCCACGGCUGCAACACAGCUACAGUUUUGCGGGCUUCCCCAGCUCUGGAGGCUUAAGGGACAGCCCGACCUCCGUCACCCCUCCACCCAUGUUUUCCCCCGACGAGCUGCUCGAGUGGCCCAGCAGCAACCCCUUCACGUAUUCCAGCCAGGAGCUGGCCAACCUCUUUAGCCCCGGCCUGGGCUGCGUGCCCAUAUCUUGCUCUGACCCCUCCACCCAGGCACCAUCUUCCCCAACCACAACCUCUUACUACUUUCGAGCCAUGUCAGAAUCUCCCCAACUUUUUGAGUCUCCAUCCAGCCAACCAGACUCUCUUUCUGACCAAGAGGGCUAUCAGAGCAGCUCGGGUGGAAGUACGAGCGGCUCCGAAUCACCUGUCCUCGACACCACCCGCCGAUUGCCCAUCUUCAGCAGGCUUUCCAUCUCUGAUGACUAAAGCACACUGAGCCAGACCCCCAUUCCCCUUUCCACUGCAUGCAGCAGUCUUGGGCAGAGAGGAUGAGACGCUAGCACUCCCUCUACCUCUCGCCGUUUCUCUGGCCUUCUAGACGCCGUAGACUUCCUUCCUUGUAUCGCCUCUGUGUCUCAAUGCAGCGAAUUAAGGGAUCUGUCUCUUUUUGAAUAGUCAUUUUAACCAGAACAAGCUAAAACUCUCUCGGCCUCAACACUGUUCUGUUUUCAGGGGCUUGGUCAUGGAGCCCCCGUUGUGUUCUCGGUGUGACUGUGCCAAACAUGCAGAGUAGGAAGCGGAUUAGCCAAAACGCUAAUCGUGAGAGGUAUGAGACUGUUGUGCCAGGUGCUAAGUGUAGCAAAGCCAGCGGCACAGUUAAGGCAGAGAUCUGCGCCCUUCCCCCCCGCUUUGAAAAUUACCACUUUUCUCAAGGACGCUGUUUCAUAACUAACUAAAGUUCACGAGUGUCAUGCUUGGACUUUUCACAACUGUCUUUUUUUAGACCGGCUUAAAGGUAAAAGAGUGUAAUGAAUAGUGACAAAAGACAGGUGCAUGGUCUUGAGUGUUGGGGUGAACGGACCACUGUUUAAUUUUUUCUUUAUAUUUUUUGUUCCAUGUGGCCUGAUUAUGUAGCUCUUGUUUUGAGUGCGUGUGCUCUCCCUCCCUUGAACUGCAGAUUCACUGCAGGAAGGACUUUCUCAUAAGGGUUAAAUGAGAAUGGAGAUCUGGAAUAUUUCAGGCACGUAUUAUUUUUUUUAAUCGGGUGCUAUAUGCUUCAUGUUUCUCAUAAAGCCAGCCAGCACAAAACCCUGAGAUGGGAGACGUCACCACUCAAAACUGAACAAUUCUUUACGUUUUUUUUGUUUGUUGUUGUUUUUGUCAUUGCCACCCAUUUCCCGUUAGUUGCUGGUUACUUAACGUUUGUUGGGAAGGGAAUCUUGUUAUUAAACAUUUGAGACAAACUCUUUCUUCUGCCCACCUCAAUACGCUGCCUCCCCUCGGGCCAUUAGCAAGCAGAGGGGGAAUUCCAUCAUUCCCAGGAUGCAGUUCAGCCUCCUGCAGCUUCACUUUAGUUCUUCGUGCAAGCACGCUUUUUCCGUAGAUUCCGCUCGCAGGAGCACUUUGUAAUUUCAUCAUCUAUCCACCUCUUGGUUUUCCUAUUUUUAUUAUGGUCAUUGUUAUUAUUAUUAUUAAUAUUAUUAUUAUUAUUAUUAUGGUUAUUAUUGUUAUUGUUUGAAACCUUUUGAGAACAAAAGGUUUUGCUUGUCACUGCUUAUUUAACUUAUCAAAAACAUAUUUAUUGGUGAUCAUAUGCAUUUUUUUGUUAAUUUUGUUUGUAUUUAUCUUGAUAAUGAAACGAUAGAAUAUAUUUUCUUUUAUGUUAAAUUAUGAUCUUCUGUAUUAAUCUUAAGAUUGUGAAGACUUGUCAGCUUUCUUUUUCACAGUUUAAUAUAUUGUACUACAAUGAGUUUUGUUGGCAACUACACUUAAAAGAAAAUUAAUUUAAAGCAAAAACAAAAAAAAUCUCUGCAUUUGAUUUAUUUAUUGUAGAUUUAUUAUCAUUUCUUUUUCCCAAAUAUUUGACUGCAAAAUCAGUACUACUAUACAAUCAUUCCUUGAUAUUUGAGCCUACACAAAGCAUCAAUAGUUAUUUAAAAAAACUCCAUUUAAAAAUCCUUCCCCAUACUUUAUUUUUUUUUAACUUGAGGCAAGCCUAGUCCCCACGAAUGGCACAUUCUGAAGUACUGAACCAAUUAUGUUUUGUAAUAAACAAACUUGGAUUGCCAAUACAUUUGAUGUAAAAAUCGUAUGUUUAAUGCCACAGGGGAAGAAAUUAGCUGCACAAUUUUUUUUCGAUAAAUUUGAGUUGAACUGAAAUGCAGGGAGUUUCGUGGCCUUACAACAUGCGCACAUUUUAAAUACCACCAUGAAGUGCAUUUUUAUUAUUGUGAUUUGUUUGUUACAAAGUUUAAGGUUUGAUGUUGCAGGUAAUAAACCUCCAGUGUUAAAGCAGUUUCUUCAGUUAUGUAGUGGAUAUGACGAAUUGCAGGCAAUAAUUGUGAUCUUAUGGGUUUGAAGUUCUGUGUUUCGGAUUGAAGAGCUUCCAGUGUGUAAAUAUAAAGUGCCUCUACACAUUCCAUGAGCAAAUAUUCUUUGCCUUAAAAAAGCUGCAAUGCUCUUUUUAUGACUUCUGCUUGUAUCCUUAGUGGUGUAAGCAAUGCUUGUCCAAGUUGGUUAACAGUAUAGACACAAAGAAAGUAUCUUAAGAGUUGAAUGUAUUUUUUUUAUUAAACAGCUAUUGCUGUUCACUACAGUAAUUUCUAUGCGUUUAUAUAAGGUUGAUCUCUCUUUUGUAAUGACUGAUUGCAGUUAAAGCCAAUAAAAACCCAUAUUUUUGAGAAAAUAA